Pyricularia pennisetigena is the source of this 1086-nucleotide messenger RNA. RefSeq lists its product as uncharacterized. The coding region runs from base 91 to 1086 and encodes 331 amino acids. The record is from RefSeq and is a predicted model, not a curated record. Gene Ontology annotation, biological process: kinetochore assembly; mitotic sister chromatid segregation. Gene Ontology annotation, cellular component: nucleus. The transcript is spliced from 2 exons. NCBI's taxonomy places the organism in Eukaryota, Fungi, Ascomycota, Sordariomycetes, Magnaporthales, Pyriculariaceae.
GAGCUUGCAAGCACGCCGGCGCCAAUUACCCAACAAGGUAGUCCCAGUCCGUUCGCCGAAAAGGAAAAGAAAAAGCAGAAUUCGGAUGUCAUGGCAGGCAUGUCCAGUCACGGCACAGUCGAGAGCGAAAGGCAUGCAGCCAGCAUGAAUCGCUCUAUUGUCGAGCUUGAGAGGAUGGUCAAGGGACAUGAGGAAAGCCUGCAUAGAAUUUUACAGCCGAGCGGUACUGCCGCGGCCGUGCUUCCAUCAGCCGUGGGAUCUUUUGAGAUAAUGAUCACGGCCUAUCAAGAUGUGGCUGCAUCGACACCCAUUUUACCCAGUAGGGAUUCGUUACUGCCUGCUUUGCUGGCGACGCGUCGGACCCACAGGACUGUGGCCGAAUCCCGUGCGUUCUUAGAAGCACAAGAGUCUGCUGUUGAAAAGGCUAGGAGAAAGCUUGAGACAGAGGAGUCUGGUCUUGAGGACCAGCGGAUUCUCCGGAAAUGCCUGGAGGAGCGCAUUCAGUCGUUGCGUGGCGGGCUUGAGUCAAGCACCAAACCUACAACGGAAGCGAUAUCGCAGGCUCGCAUCCAGGAGCUUAAAUUUAAGAAACGAACCUAUGACAGGGAAGCCUCGACAUUACUCAGAACCUUCAACAAAUUCAUCGAUGAACAUCUCGCCCCACUGCUAGCUGCCGAAGAGCUUGGAGGUCCCGUUGUGGGCGAGAUAAUGGACAUCGACUCGGAUGGCCUGGUGGCAGGCUUCAGCUCACAUGGCAAGCUCAAGAAGACAUCGGGCACGGCAGAUCCAGAGAAGCGGCAGCAGCGGAUUGAUGAAAUCUGGGGAAGUCCUUCAGCCCGUCCAGGGUCCAAAACGAGGCAGAACUGGGACGAGACGGCAGCGGCAGGUUCUGACAUGCGCGAACUGACGGAGCAGCUGCUGCAGAAACUCGUCGAAUCCGAGGGUGACCACUGGGCGUCUUAUGUCCAAAUACCAAAGGAGUCCGCAGCCGCCAGAUUCCUUAUCCGUUCCAGGGUCGCACAGUUUCACCCCAAAGAUGCGACCCGUUUGCGGCUCAUUGAUUUUGGAAAAGAUUUGGAUGACUGA